GCCGGCGCGGCGGACCGGGGUUCGCGGCUGCCGUCGCCAUGGUGGGCCCGGCUGCCGCCUCCUCGCCGGCCGGCGCCGUCCUCGAGAACGCGAACCCGCUCAUCUACCGGCGCCAGGGCGAGCGGCCCGUCACGGCGCGCGAGGAGGACGACGAGCUGCCCGACGCCUUCGACGACCGGGAGAUCUUCGAUCUCAUUCGGUCCAUAAAUGACCCAGAACAUCCCUUAACUCUGGAAGAGCUGAAUGUUGUGGAACAAGUUCGAGUCAAGGUGAAUGAUGCUGAAAGUGCCGUGUCGGUGGAGUUCACUCCCACAAUUCCACACUGCAGCAUGGCAACGCUAAUCGGCCUGUCGAUCAAAGUGAAGCUGAUUAGAUCCCUUCCUGAAAGGUUUAAGGUAGAUGUCCACAUAACACCUGGGACUCAUGCCUCAGAGUAUGCAGUAAACAAGCAACUCGCUGACAAAGAGAGGGUGGCGGCUGCUUUGGAGAACACCCAUUUGUUGGAAGUGGUGAACCAGUGCUUGGCUGGACGGCCCUGAUGCGCGUGUCAGUGUGAGUGGGGGCAGGGCAUGCUGCAGUUCAGCUCUGUAUCUAUAUAAGAUACUGCCAUACGCUUGUACUAGAAUAAUUGUAGUUCAUUUGCAAUACUGGCUUAAAGAUGUUGGCUUCGAAGUAAAUGUGAAUCUGUAAAACUCAUUAUAAAAGUUAAGAACUGUUUGGGUCUCGAAGAGAGAAUACAUUCAUCAUGUAAUUGUAGGUCUGUAAAAUGAACAUGGAUCUCUUAUAAAGCCAAAAUAGUUUAAAUAAAGGUUUGAAUGAUCCUA
This is a messenger RNA of Elgaria multicarinata webbii, 824 nucleotides long. RefSeq names its product cytosolic iron-sulfur assembly component 2B (gene CIAO2B). Gene Ontology annotation, cellular component: cytosolic [4Fe-4S] assembly targeting complex. The transcript has 5 exons. Lineage: Eukaryota; Metazoa; Chordata; Lepidosauria; Squamata; Anguidae. The record is from RefSeq and is a predicted model, not a curated record. The coding region runs from base 39 to 539 and encodes 166 amino acids. Gene Ontology annotation, biological process: iron-sulfur cluster assembly.